Zerene cesonia (dogface butterfly) is the source of this 8761-nucleotide messenger RNA. RefSeq names its product E3 ubiquitin-protein ligase hyd (gene hyd). Bases 203 to 7891 code for a protein of 2562 amino acids. Gene Ontology annotation, cellular component: nucleus. Gene Ontology annotation, molecular function: ubiquitin-protein transferase activity; ubiquitin binding; RNA binding. NCBI's taxonomy places the organism in Eukaryota, Metazoa, Arthropoda, Insecta, Lepidoptera, Pieridae. Gene Ontology annotation, biological process: regulation of double-strand break repair; protein polyubiquitination; DNA damage response. The transcript has 46 exons. The record is from RefSeq and is a predicted model, not a curated record.
UUGAUAUUUUCUUUCUUUUUUCGUCUUGUACCGACUCACAUGUAUUUGAGAACGAAAACGCUAUUGAAAGGAACCACGAGAAAUAUGGUGGUUAGAAGUGGAUUUUAGUUAUCAGUGUUCUUUUGUUCUAAAGAUUUAUGGUGGACUGAGACGUAAAUGUUGUCUGUAUGGUAUUGCUAACAUUGGAUAAAACCUAACGAAAAUGUCUUCUAUGCAUUUCGUUGUUCAUCCUUUACCUGGGACAGAGGAUCAACUGAUAGAUAGACUUCGAGAAGUUGCUGAGAGAUGGAACAGAUUUGGAACUGGUGCGGGCUCCACAGCACUGAGCUCUUUGAGAGGAGUGCGUGCUGUGGCUGCUGGUCCAGCUCAUAUAGCCUGCUUACUAGAAGAUGGUACAAUAUGUCGGGCUGCAUUCUCAAUCAUACCUGAUAGAUUGGAUUUGAGCAAGGCUGAUGCAAGUAAAAAUGGAGGAAAUGGUGGUGGUGGUAGUGGAGGAGGUGGAACAAGUGGUGGGAAGCAAGGGGGGAGUGGAAGUGGCUGUGGCUCACGUCAGCAGCCACGCACAAGAGCAAGAAUCAUGAGAAAUUCCAUCAGAGCAGCUCCAAGCUCACAAGGCUCAACAAGUCGUGCGACGGGCGUUAUAAUUGGGGCUUCAGGUUCAGGCCGAGUAGUGUCUGCAGUGCCUGCCCCUUUUGUGCCUGAAGAUUUGGUGACUCAAGCCCAAGUUGUAUUGCAAGGGAAAAGCAGAAGCCUUAUCAUACGAGAGUUGCAGAGGACAAACCUGGACGUUAAUCUAGCAGUGAACAACUUGCUGUCGCGUGACGACGAGGAAGGGGAAGAACCUGAAGGCGGUGAGGGGGGCGAUGGAUAUGUACCGGAGGAUCUCAUCUCACUUCUCGAUGGCGGUUUCCACGCUAGUCAGCAGGACCAGUCUGUCAUCAUCGACGCAGACGCCAUGUUCUCCGAGGACAUCUUCGGGUACGCGGCUAUCAGAAGUCGCAGUGGGGGUGGCAGUGGUAGUGGUGGCGGCCGCGCAGGUGCCAGCCGUGAGAGCAGCAGUUCAGCUCAAGAAAGACCUUCUGAAUUUAGUCGCUGGCGUGAACGUCAAUACUUCGGACCACGUCGGUGGCUCGAAUCUGCUCUCCGUGACACUUCUUGGGAUAAAGAAGGGGUUGAAAACAAAAAGAAAGAUUCUGCAAUGACAGCGUCACCUCUUUGGGUAUCUGAAGAAUUGGAGUAUUGGGAUAGCAAUAUUCGUUUCACACAUAUUGCAGCAACUUACAGCGAAUUAAUUGCUGUCUCUACAUAUGGGCAAAUACAUCAAUGGCGUUGGGCUGAUCCACAUCCAUAUCAAAGGAAUGAUACUUUGGGCAAUAGCGCUUACCAUCCACGUAGUAAUUACCUGGGCUUGGUUUCGGGGGAAAGAAUUGUAAAUAUCAGUGCUGCUGGAAUAAGAAUCUCGGUUUUGACUGACACUGGACGAAUUGCAACAUUCUUGGACGAGUCUAUUGCUCACGCACCUGGCGCUACACGUUUGGAGCAUCCACUACAGACAUUUACUGAGUUUGGUUCAGAUAAACCUAUUUCUCUUCAUGUAUGUUCAUUGUAUACUGUUGCAAGAUUGGACUCUGGAGCAUUGUAUUGGUGGGGUGUAUUGCCACUCGGACAGCGUGCUCGGCUUUGGGAGAAACAUCGUGCUCGAUCUCGUAAACAACAGCGUGGUCACUCCUCGACCACUCCUCAAGAUCUGCAGGCAGGACAAAAUGUUACUAUGAAAAAUGCACCCAUGUACCAGCCAGGAGCUGUUGGAUUUAACAUGUCGACUGGAGUACCUAAAGUGGGUAUUUUACAAAAUGCUGCUUGGAAUCUAUCAGACACUUGCAGAUUUAAGCUCCUACCAGCACCACAGCCUGAUCGCUCAGUAUCUGACAAGGAUAAAAGAGAUUUGCAGAACCAAUCUCCUCUCACUGUAUCAUCAGUGAAAGCAUCAUCAUCAAGCAGUUCAAAUAAAGACAAUGCAAAGGAUAGUAAUAAAGACAUGGCGGACCGUUUGGACAUGCCCCCACCACCAAGUCCUGCAUCUUCUACCUGCAGCGACACCAGUACAUCCCACAAGCAACAAAUAAUGUCUGUUUUGCAAGAACGCUGCGACGGUAACAGAAAUAUUCUUCAUGCAUGUGUGCAUAUGUGUGCACCAACAUCCAACAAGGAACCUGACAUAGUUGAAAAUCCUUCUAUGCCAAAUAUACCGAACGCCUCGAGUGGCGCAAGUAAUGAAGAGGCUGUUCCAGCUCUUUCCUGGCCGGGGCCAGAAACAUUUGAAGCAUCUGGAGAUGAGGACAGCUUGAUGGGAAUAAAUAAUGGCAAAAUGUCGAACAGCGGUAACGGUGGGUCGGUGAGCGCGGACCCGGCGGAGCGGCGCGGCAACGCGCUGGCGGCGCUGCGCGCGCUUGCCGAGAGUGCGGCCCUGCAGCCCUACUUGAUGCAACUCCUGACUGCCAAGGAUGGUAUGGGCCAAACUCCACUGAUGGCUGCAGUUGCAGAGCGCGCUUACCGCGCUGCACUUGUGCUAUUGGACGCGAUACGUGCCUGCUCAGAAGCGGAUGAAAUGCAACGUUCCGCCGCUAUAUUUCCGCCCAAUGCACAUCCGGAUCACUCACCGCUCUUGGUACUCUGCUGUAAUGAUACUUGCAGCUUUACUUGGACAGGACAAGAUCAUAUCAAUCAGGAUAUCUUUGAAUGCAAAACUUGUGGACUUACUGGGUCUUUAUGUUGCUGCACCGAAUGCGCUAAGGUGUGCCAUAAGGGUCAUGAUUGUAAACUUAAACGCACAUCUCCAACUGCAUAUUGUGACUGCUGGGAGAAGUGCCGUUGUAAAGCAUUGGUUGGCGGAAAUUGGGCCGCUCGAUGCGAUCUGUUGGCUCGACUGGCCAGAGACACGCAGCUCGCUACACACUUUAAUUCUAGAGGUGAAUCCAUCCUCCUCUUCCUAGUUCAAACUGUUGGACGUCAAGCGGUAGAACAGCGACAAUUCAGAGCAGGAAGUGGCCGCGCCCGUGGUCCUAGAAAGCAGCCCGGGUCUGAUGCAGAAUUGGAUGUACCCGAUCAUGACUUGGAGCCCCCGCGGUUCGCUAGACGUGCACUAUUGCAUUUGUUAGCUGUUUGGCCGGCUGUAGAGACUGCUAUAAUGUGCGGCGCUAAUGCUAAUGAAACUGAAGGUCCAUCAAGCUCUUCACACCAGCAGUCGGGCACAACACUUCUCGACAAAUUCACACAUGCUCUUAUUGUAAAGUGCACAAAUGAGAUGCUCGACACUUUACUGCACACUCUGAUAAGAGAACAGAAAAACGACUCCAUCCCAGGACGCGCAGAGCGUGCCCGGGAGGUUACGCGGCGAUUCGUGCGUUCCGUCGCGAGGAUAUUUGUUAUAUUUAGCGUUGAAAUGGCGCCUGGAGCAGCUAAGAAAAAAGGGCCUGUUUCGAUUACUUCAUCACUAGUACGUUGCCGUCGUGUUUUUGCUGCCUUAGUUGCUUUAGCCGUGGAAGAAUUGGUGGAAGCGGCAGAUGCAUUGCUAGCGCCCGUCCGAUUGGGCGUAGUGCGUCCUACAGCCCCAUUCCCAUUAGCCACUACUUAUGUAGACCUUGUAAAUGGAAGUGAAGAUUUAUUUGGUGUUGAGCCACUCUCCACCGGUCAUCCGCGUCAUGCACAUGCACGCAGAGAAUCAAAUGUGAAUGGUGGUCGUGCUGCAGCCACAGGAGGCACUUCAAUAGGCAGCUCCACUUUGGUACCGGACAGAUCAUCUACACCUGUCGCUACUGAGUAUGCAGAUGAUGUUACGGGUGAAGCGCUGGGUGGUGAUGAUGAUGCUUCAGAAACCGAUGAGCCUAAUACACCAGCUCCUACUCAACAGCCUGACGCUCAACAUCAUGACGACGCUAUGGGUGAUAGGGGAGCUGAUCAACAUGUUGUAGUUGAAAAUGGAACAGAGCGCGCUGAAGGAGGAGAAAGUGAGAGUGAACUAGAUAUGUUAGCAGAGGUGGAAACUGAGAGUGACUCUGAUGAUCAAGACAAUGCGGAAUCGGCGCAGCGUAGUGUGCAGACUGGCGCUACACAAGGUUCCGACGCCGGAAUAGCGUCGCUACUAUUGUACCCAGAGGACGAGAGCGGCGAUUCUACGCAGCCUGAGGACGAGGACUCGGAGGCCGGCGAGACGGAUGAGCAGGAGGGCGAGACGGAGCCCCCGCUCCAUGAUGGAGAGACUUUGGAGCGACGGGCCGCACCACCCACCAGAACAAACUUGGCUCCACAUUCUAUGCAAUGGGCUAUACGAUCACGAGAAGCUUUACGCGGUGGAUCAAGCGGCACCAGCGGAGUGCGACUGACAAGCGGAUCUUCACUAGUAUUCAUAGACCCGGCGUCAUUGCGUCGCUCUGCUGCGGCGGCGGCUGCUGGCGCGCACGAUCCACAUUCAACUUCCACCACUGCGUCCUUCUUGGCCAGGGCUUUUGGUAUCGUAAUUCGACAAAUUGCUGAUUUAUUAUGGGAGUAUGAAAGAGCUCCACUGCAGUUAUUGCGAUUAUUACCACUGGCGUACUCUGAUGCAUUACGACUACAAUGUUAUUUGGAGAGACAGCUCAAACCAACUUGGGAUUGGCUUGUCACAGUCAUGGAUGCUACCGAAGCGCAACUCAGAUUUGGAGCGUCCCUAACGUCGAACAACGCAAGUACGACUACCCCGGAGACUGGGCGGGCAGCGGCACCAACAACACGUCGCACCACAUUCACAACGCCCGCUACACGCAUCAUUGGCUUCUCAGAAGGGCCGCGUGCCAGAGAUCGCGAUCAAGGCGUGGAAGCCGGCAGUGCGCGUCGCGAGUUCCUCGCGUAUUGUCUGUCAUUGUUGCGCGCGCACAGCGCUGAGCAUGCUGAACAACUGCCCGUGCUGGACGUGGCUGCUCUCAAGCACGUGGCCUACGUGCUCGACGCGCUCGUGUACUACAUGCGAGCGGCGCAACCGCAGCCGCACCAUCAUCACCACUUGUGGACACCGGAUGAAAAUGAGAACGAGGAAGGUGAAGAAGAAAUGGUAGUAGGCGGCAGUACAGCCGCUGAAUCUGAUAGCGAAGGGGAGAAUGGUCGCGGACGGCAGCACUCAUUCUUCCAACGUACGGAUUCUACACUUUGCCUCGGCUGUCCACCACCUGAUCCUUUCAAUAUGACAAUGCAGGAUGCAUUACCGCUCGCCGAUCAGCCGCAAUUGUUGCAACCUAAUGCACGUAGAGAAGAGUUGUUCGGAAUGCCACGUCAGCCUGUUACUGUACCGACUUCCGGUGAUGGACCACCAGGCAUCAAUAAUCCGCUUGAAGUGGUGCCCCGUCGUCUAGGCCUCUCGUCGCGCGGGCCGGAGCGCGGCUGGUCGCCGCCCGCGCGCCCCGCCUCCGCGCCGCCCGCGCACUCGCACACGCUCGCCAGGGACGAGCCACAGGACUUAUCUUGCGCUAAAGAUACUGUUGCGAAAAUGGAUAUCGACACUGAUGGCGAAUAUUUAUCGGAUUCUGACUCAAAUGAAGCAAGACAGAUACCUAGGAAAAAACAUCAUAGGCAUCCGCAUUUGAAUACACAUUCAACUAAUAGCAACCCAGUUCACGACUCGAAUUCUUCAAGUUCGGAAUUCCACACAUUAGUUAAUACUGCUUGUUCUAUUAUGGAAGGACCGCAUCAGCAGGCUAUGAACAUAUCACCAUCUCCAGGUCCUAGCGGCCUGAACACCUCAUCGCAAGAGCCGCGUGCAUCAUCAGCGCGAAGCCCUGGAAAGUCCGUUAUUGUACGUGCUGGCGAGCUGUUGAGCGCGGCGGACCCGCUAGAGUCGCAAGAGAUUUCUGCACACGUAACGGUAGAAACUACCGGCUUACCACCCCCGCCGACUCUACCACCGCAAGGAAUUAACGCUCCGCCGCAACCUCGCGCAUGUCCAUCACUUGGUGCGUCGGUGUCGCACGAUCUGCUGUUAGGCAGAUGGAGAUUGUCCCUUGACCUGUUCGGGCGGGUCUUCACUGAGGACGUGGGCCUCGAACCCGGCUCUGUAGUAUCGGAACUAGGCGGUUUCCCAGUUAAAGAAGUCAAGUUCCGACGAGACAUGGAGAAACUGAGGAAUUCACAACAACGGGAUUUAACAUUACAUAAGAUGGAACGUGAGCGCGCGAAGCUGCUGCAGCAGACGUUCGCAGAGCUCAACAGCGCGUUCGCCGGACAGAACCGGCGGGCGCACAGCGCGCAGCCGCCGCUCGCCGUCAACCGGGUCAAGGUGACGUUCCGCGACGAGCCCGGCGAGGGCAGCGGCGUGGCGCGAUCCUUCUACACCAGCGUCGCUGAGGCCCUAUUAGCAAAUGAAAAGUUGCCGCCAUUAGAACCAACGACGGGAAGCGGCAGCAAUAAUAGUACAACAAAUGGGACUUCCGGCUCGGCAAGUGGCACCGCGGGUGGAGCCAGUACUAAUAGCGGAGCCAGAAGCAGCAGCGGUGCCGGUCGAGCGAGAGCGAAAGACCCCGCGCGGCGAGCGGCCGGCCGGCCCGCCCCGCGCCCGCCCUCCGCCCGCGAGCCGCGCCGCGUGCUCAGCGUGGAUGCGCGCCCUUACUCUCCACAGGGAGCCCCAGGAACAGAAGGUGCCGGAUAUAGCGGAGAAAGAUCCGGUGGACACAAUGACCACUUAACAGUACAUCAAGCACAGUUAGGCGAAAGACUUUAUCCGAAGGUUCACUCCUUGCAUCCAACGUUUGCGGGCAAGAUCACUGGAAUGUUAUUGGAAUUGACACCGGCGCAGCUACUCGUUUUACUUGCGAGUGAAGACGCACUGAGACAGAAAGUUCGAGAAGCUAUGGAUCUCAUAGUUAUGCAUCCCUCUGAAGCGAUUUUAGAUCUAGAUGUGUUCUCGCUGUCGGAGCGCGGCGGCGGCGCGCUGAGCGCGAGCGGCGCGCACGCGGCGCCCGACGACGCGGCGCCGCUGUUCUACUCGCCCGGCAAGCGCGGGUACUACUCGCCGCGGCAGGGACGCGCCACGCCGGAGAGAAUUAACGCCUUUAGGAAUGUUGGACGAAUCAUAGGUCUAUGUUUAUUACAAAAUGAACUAUGUCCGAUGUUCCUCAACCGCCACGUGUUGAAGUACGUACUCGGCCGCAAGAUUCGAUUCCACGAUUUGGCCUUCUUCGAUCCGGUUGUCUAUGAAAGCCUGCGACAGCUCGUCGUUGACGCAGAGACUGGUGACUCACAUUCACUAUUUGCUGCUCUUGAUCUCAAUUUUAGCCUGGAAAUGUGUGAAGAAGAAGGAGGUGGAUGUGUAGAAUUAGUUCCCGGUGGUCGCGAGAUUGAAGUGACUGCGCUCAAUGUUUACGACUACGUGCGCAAAUACGCGCAACACCGUAUGGUCAUCUCUCAGGAAAAGGCGCUCGAGGCGAUGCGUGUUGGCGUUCUGGACGUCCUACCGGAAUCGGCCUUAGAAGGACUCACAGCGGAAGACUUGCGCCUUUUAUUAAACGGUGUCGGCGACAUAAAUGUUGCCGCUCUUGUAUCUUACACUAGUUUUAAUGACGAAAGCGGUGAGCCGCCAGAAAGACUUGCUAGGUUCAAGCGUUGGUUAUGGGCUAUAGUUGACAAAAUGACUCACCUGGAGCGGCAAGAUUUGGUAUAUUUCUGGACGGGAUCGCCAGCCUUACCAGCUUCAGAAGAUGGCUUCCAACCCAUGCCGUCAGUCACCAUACGUCCUGCUGACGACGCACACCUUCCCACCGCUAAUACUUGUAUUUCGAGACUAUACAUACCUCUUUAUUCCUCACGACAUGUUCUCAAACAUAAAUUAUUACUUGCUAUUAAAACUAAAAACUUUGGCUUUGUCUAGAUGUCCGCGUUGUACCGCCGUUUACAUAAUUUAGGUUUAAGCUCAGUCAUUAAAGACUGCCGUUGUAAUCUACUCGUAUUGUAUGAUACUUGUAUGUUUAUCACCAUAAUAUAGAUCUACUGGAAAAUCAAUAGCGUUUAUUGCAUACAUGAAUGUAUGUUUUGUAUAUUUCAGACUUUUCUUAUGUGUUUUUAUGACAAGAAUCAGACUGAAUUUUAUUUCUAAUUCAGCAUAAAUCUUAAAACUUGAUUGGCCCGCACAAUUCUUUCUUUUUGAUUAGUUCAUUAGAUUUAUAUAUUAUAACUAGUUACAAACUAGGAAUUGCGAAAAGUUCGAGGUAAACAUCUCAGAUUAAUAUUCAGGAUUGUUAUGUUAUCAGUGAGUGUCUCUUUUGUAUAACAUUUUUAAUAACUACAAUUCAUUAGUCAUUAAUUCCAUAGCUACUCCAUCAUUAUACUAGUAGAGAUAAAAAUAAAAUCAUCCGUUUUUGUUUUCUAAAUUUUUAUUUCAAACAGUAAAAUAUAACUUUGUAUAUUACUUUAUUGACUCUUAUACAAUUUUGUAAGGAAUUUUAAUUUACCACAUUUUAAAUUUCCUUUCUUAUAACUAAACUAUUUAUUUGACUGAAUGAAAAACUAAUACAAGAAUAUAACUAGUGAAGCUUCAAAUAGAAAGUAUAGAAGAAUUUAGAAUACUAUGAAUAUUCUGCUAUAUAUUUUAUUGGGUUUGGAUAGAGUGAAGGCGAAUUCCAGUAAUAAUGGAUCAUGUGAUAAAAGAGGAAGUAUUAUGCGCCUCUAUCUCUAAAUUUAAGAUUAUAUUAGUUUUCACUUUGAUUAGUUAAGAUUCAUAAUAAAUACUUCUUAAAAUGCU